This is a messenger RNA of Mya arenaria, 879 nucleotides long. Its product is annotated as piggyBac transposable element-derived protein 4-like. Bases 1 to 879 code for a protein of 292 amino acids. The transcript is spliced from 2 exons. Lineage: Eukaryota; Metazoa; Mollusca; Bivalvia; Myida; Myidae. The record is from RefSeq and is a predicted model, not a curated record.
AUGGCUUCUGACUCAGAAGACGACGUUUACAAUGACCGAUUUGUUCGCAAUUUAUUAGAUAGUGACGAUGACUCAGAUGAUUCUUUCGAUGGGUUUGACCCUGUUCGACCACGAAGAAACUAUAACAUUCUUCUAGAGACGCCAUUGUCGGUCUUUGGGCCUGAAAACAACGUGGAGAUCGAGGCAGAUCGGGAAGCAGGGUGGACUGGAAAUGAAACCUUUUCAACUGUGAUGUCAUUCAAUGGUGGUGGGACGUUAAACGUUGAGAUGGACUCGCACAAUCCCAAUGACUAUAUGAAAUUGUUCAUUGACAACGAUUUUUUUGAGGUCAUGUGUAAUGAGACCAAUGCGUAUGCAACAAACCGGAUGGCAAACCAGGAACUGGCAACCCACAGUCGAAUGCGGAAAUGGGAGGACGUCACCCCUAGCGAAAUGAAGGUCUUCUUCACCCUGGUCAUCGCCAUGGGACUAGUCUACAAGUCGGACCUAGAUGAUUAUUGGACUACAGAUUAUGUCACAGAAACUCCAUUCUUCUCCAGAUCUAUGUCAAGGGACAGAUUCCUGAAUAUCCUGUCCAACUUCCAUAUUUCAACUGAUGAAGAUCGGACUGAUAAGCUAAGACAGAUCCGCCCCAUGAUUAUCCGGACAAUGCAGCGCUUCUCUGAAGUGUACAUCCCUGACGAAAACCUCAGCUUUGAUGAGGCAACUUGUCCUUGGAAGGGUCGAUUGAAUAUAAAGGUGUACAAUAAAAACAAACCUGCCAAGUUUGGUGUAAAGUUGUACACUGUUUGUGAAGCAGGUAGUGGAUACUGCUUGGGUUACGACAUUUACGCAGGACGCCAAGAAAAUCGACAUGCCCCGGACUACUAUGAGGCCUAG